AUGGACGCGGAGUAUGAAAGAGAAAAGGCACAAGAACGCGAGGCGGAGCGGGCACGGCAGCAGCGAUUGAAGGACCGGGUGCCAGGAAGGAAACCUACGGGAAAGACCAAGGCUGGGGAUAUCGAUGCUGUUCUUGACGAGAUCAGGGGAGAAUGGGAGGUGUGCAUGAAUCCAGACUUCAAUCCGGUAGAACUUGCACUACAACUGCUGGAUGAAUCUUCGUUGGGAAGAGACGCCGACUCGUUCCGACGGACGAAAGAUUUGCUUUCGAAUGCUUUGAAAGGGUCCGUGGACAAGUACUACCAGGCGUUUGCUGGUGCACUACCUCAUCAUGCCGCACUCGUAAGUCAUCUCGGCACUACGCAAAACCAUAUUCGAGAAGCGCGCACCGCAUUGCAAGAAGCAAAGGAUACCCUAGGAAGCAAGCGUGCCGAUCUUGUUCAGCUAUGGUCGAGAAGCCAAACCGUUGACGAGAUGAUGCGCAUAUUGGACCAAAUUGAACGUCUGAGAGCUGUCCCGGACGCACUGGAGAGCUUGAUAUCUGAGAAACGACUGCUCGAGGCUGCCGUGCUACUAGUGCGGAGUCUGAAGCUGAUCAACAAGCAAGACAUGUUGGAUGUUGGGGCAGUUUCCGAUCUACGCAGCUAUCUAGUCGCACAGGAGGCGGCUCUCCGAGAGAUUUUGGUCGAUGAACUCAACAGUCACCUGUACCUCAAGUCAUUCUGGUGCGAGUCACGCUGGGCAAUAUACACUCCUGGUCAACAGAGCUUCCCCAAGCUCGAUGCCUCGGACCAAGGUGGUUCUGAUAUGAAAGACCCGUCGGCUGCUUCGCCCAUCUCCCGAUCCACACCAAUCAGCAAAUUCUUGAUGGAUCUCACUGUACGCCCGAACGAUCCACCGUACUUGAUCGACGAGCAGAACUACCGCGACAGCACGUCUGGAGCCGUAUUAGCAGCGUCUACGAGCUCUGGAGCGUUAGGUAUGUCGGCUGCGGGGUCGUCGACAUCCCUUUCCGGUAUGCUCUCUGGUAACAUGCAGGCACCGCCGCCGCAAAAUCCCGAGGCAGAUUCGUUUUCUUACAUUGAGACAUUAUUGGAAGCGCUAGCAGUUCUCGGGAGGUUAGGGAGCGCUCUCGACGUAGUCGCACAGAAACUACCGCAGGAGAUUUAUUCGCUGGUGGAGUCAACCUUGGAUGAGGUAGAAGAGAGAGCAGAAUUCGGUCGACGAAACUCUGUGAUAACUUCCGGCCCAGGUGCGGGAAGACUAGACAGUAGCCUUCUACUCACAGGCCCUGGGGCGAUAUCGAGCAUGGCUAUGGGCACUGGCAUCCCGGGCGUAUCGGUAGCUCCAGGCGCAUACAAUCCGGUUCUGGGUCCUCUUGCCGGUAGAGGGCCACCGCUAAAGGCCGCAGCCCUGCGACUGGCUGCCCUGGAGGCGUCCACCAAGGUUACUGAUCAGGAAACCUUGCGCGACUUCUUCUGGACACUAUACUCGAAGAUGGAUGCCGUCACACAAGGUCUACGAGUAGUAUACGAAGUGUCGAACCGAAUAGGCUCGAGACGACACUUCAGUGAUUCUUCAGGGGCGAAGCCCGGUUCUCUCUUCCCACUGGCCGAGGUGUGGAUGCCAAUACAGGCAGAGAUCAGAACCCUUAUCGGUGACUAUGUAACCGACGAAGAGCAAGGAACAGUGUCUGGGAGGAAUCCGAUCUCUUCAAUCAACGAGGUCCUACGAGAAGGCAAGUUCAACAGAGACAAGAGCAAGCCUGUCUUCCGUUUCGCAGACACCGAUGCGAAAUACAGCAUGAAAGCGCUCAAGCUGCACGAAGACGAGCUCACUCGAGUACUCAGGGAUACGGUGCCGGGGCUGGUGCAAGGGUCUGCAGAUAGCGCAGUACAAGCAACAUUAUCUGCCGUCGGUACGGAUGAUCGGUUGUCCGGGACCAGCCAGCAUCACCGUGUCCUGAUACGUCCGGACGCAUUCCACGUCAGCAUCCUUUUCCAGCCAACAUUAGCGUGGCUGGAUCGCAUAGCGGAUGUUCUACCGUCCGGCUUGGAGGCUGCGCGUUCGACAAGUAUGGUGCUGGAAGACUUCGUGCUGAAUGUCUACUUGCCGCAACUGGAAGACAAGGUCUCCGAGUUGUUCCAUCAAGCGGUAACAAGUCCGGAUGCUUUCGAGCCUGACCCGGCUACGAACAAACUGUCGCCACAGCCAUUGGCGGGCGUACAGGUCAUGGCCCUGAUCAACUCGCUUUGUGCCAUGCUUCGGACCACGCCGUUCCACCGAGAGAACUAUUCGCGACUCAUCCUGACAGUCAUAGGCCAGUUCUACCAGCGGUGUAGUGACAGGUUUUACGAUCUUGUCGCCGUCAGGAACAACAUGCAGCCGGAUGCUGGCCCAAGGAUAGUGCUUGGUGCACAGUGGGCACAGAAGGCGGAUCUGGGCGCAUGCCUGUCAGAAUUGCUGAAGAUUGUUGGUGAAGACUCGGAGGCGGCUAGGAAGCUCCAACUCUGCCGACAGGAAGCGCAUCUCGAGCAAGUUCUCCAGGGCGAUGAGACUAUCAUCAAGCAGGACUUAAUCUCGUCAGCACGGAACAUGGCCAGCCUGGCGAGCUUGUAUCGCACUGUCGUAACCGCGCCUGAAAGCGCGCUCUCACCAACAACACCGCUACGGCUGGAGCCCGUGAGCGCAGUUACCCCGUAUACCCCAUACCUGCCCGCGAUCGCCCCCGUACAAGCGAAUGAGCCUCUCAGCCUCCCGCUCUCCUCCGCAAUGGCCAUGCGGUUCCAGGCGUUGCAUAUGACAUACGCCCAGUUGGCCGAGCUGGUCAUGUACACCCUGCGCAUCGACAUCCGGUGCCGCGCAACACACUUCAUCGACCUCGCGCUGAGACAUGGCAUUUACAAAGUCGAGCGCGAGGUUAGUGAGCCCGACCCCAACGUGAUCGACCUUAACGUCGAGCUCAGCAAGUGCGACGACUGGGCAUCAUCAACGCUCCCUGAGCGAGAACGGAGAUACAUGUUUGAGGGUCUGCCACACCUCAUGGAGCGUCUCUUGAUAUCGAAGGCUCGGCACAUCCGUGCUCUCAACGCCUUUGGGAUCAAGAAGAUGAACCGGAACAUGCUCGCGCUGCAGCAAAACAUCAAGACGAUGACCCAGAACAGCAACGACCUCGAGUUCGACCGUGCCAAGCGGUACUACUCUUUGUUCUCCAUGUCGCCGCAGGAUAUGCUUGACAGCAUCCGCAAGAAGCAAGAGUUCAGCUUCGACGAGUACAAGGUAAUGCUGGACCUGCAGUGCGGCGUCGACCCAACAAACAGCGAACAAAGCGCCGCACAGGCGACCAACCGUUCCUACAGCUUGUACGUCAUCGAUCUGCACGGUCUGGAGCUGCAAGACGGCGCGGACGGAGGCUCUUCAUGACAGCGCUGUGAUAUAAGAAGG
Fomitopsis serialis is the source of this 3444-nucleotide messenger RNA. Its product is annotated as Sec8 exocyst complex component-specific domain-containing protein. The record is from RefSeq and is a predicted model, not a curated record. Gene Ontology annotation, cellular component: exocyst. NCBI's taxonomy places the organism in Eukaryota, Fungi, Basidiomycota, Agaricomycetes, Polyporales, Fomitopsidaceae. Bases 1 to 3423 code for a protein of 1140 amino acids. Gene Ontology annotation, biological process: Golgi to plasma membrane transport; exocytosis. The transcript has 15 exons.